CGCAUGCGCAGUUGAGAACCGGCGGCGGCGAUGUCGGUGUUUCAUGAUGAGGUGGAGAUCGAGGACUUCGAGUACGAUGAGGAGACCGAGACCUACAGCUACCCGUGCCCGUGCGGGGACCGCUUCCUCAUCACCCGGGAGGAUUUGGAGAAUGGGGAGGAUGUGGCCACCUGCCCCAGCUGCUCCUUGAUUGUGAGGGUGAUCUAUGACCAGGAACAGUUUAUGUGUGGUGAAGUAGUCUCAGCACCUACGAGCAAAGAAUUGGUUAAAUGCUGAUGAAUGCUAUGUGGACUCUGCUCUUCUUGAACAAAAAAAACAAUGUGUGGAUGUGGAAAAACUCGCAGAGCUCUGUACUUCUAGAGGUGUUUGCUCCUCAAAUACCUGUGCAGCGACUGACUACUAUUUAUCAACAGCCUCUAGUAGUGUGAAAUAAUCCAAAACAUAAGUGGGUUUGUGCCUGAAAGCAUAUAAUUCUUAAAUUAUUGUAAAAUGUUUUAAGACUUUGAGAAGCUCUUGAGGAUAGGAUUGAAAUCAACAAAAGUUUUUUUCCAGUCCAUUGCAUAUAAGGUUGUGAAAUUUGUAUGCUAAACCUAGCUAAAGAGUAGUUAUUCUCCAGUCUCUGGACCAGCAAAGUCUCCUUGUUGCUGCACAGAAUGAAAUACUUGGAUCAUCAACCAGUGGGGGCUUAAGAAAAGGUUGGCUCUAUUAAUGAUGUAUGUUACAAAAUGGUUCGCCACAUGGAAAAACGUGGACUGUUAGAAUGGUAGAAGACUUUUUCUGGUUCGGGCAAUAGAAAGUGUUCUGGUUAGAAACAAACAGCUGCAGUUUCUGCCUUCAGUGGGUACAACUUAUUUGCUGCACCUGUCAUAUCUGUUGCUUGCUACAUUAAAGUAAACAAAUCUUUAGUCCUAGAGCCUUAAGCAAUCAUGUGAUAAUGGCUACCAAGCUAAAGUUACUUAAAACAAACUAGGUAACUUCUGAUUCCGUUAUUUAGUUUGCACAAAGAGAGACAUGGUGGGCCACAUUCAGUAAUAUUCGUGCAGUCAUGGUAACUUCCCAUGAAUGCACCUGCACUCCCAGUGGGGUGAAUGGGUGUAACUGUGGGCAGCAUUUGAUCCAGUUUUUCCUGAACAACUUAGGGGAACUCAUCUGACCCUACUACAUGAAAUAGUCAAUAAGGCUGCAAGUUAUUCUCAAUGCUGUUUGUCAAUGUAUGAAUAGUGUAGCUAUGUUUCUAUUUGUACGUCUCAACAUUUAUAUUAUUCUUUACCAAUGUAGACCCUGGUCCAGUAAGUGCUUUCCCAGCAGGAGUCUAUGCAUGAGUGCAGGUUUGCAUAUGACUAAAUGGUUGUCUUAAGACAGAGAAAACCUUGAAAGAACACACUCCAAAGUACUUUAUUCUUGGGCUGCUUUACAGAUUCAUACUUUAUAACACUUAUGUGGUUUGUUUACUACUCAUGUCACUCAGCUUGGGCACUGAAUAUAAACAAGUCAGUUUCACUAUUUCAAGCUUUCCUAUGUUAAUCCAGUCCUGCAAUAAGUGAGUUUGUAUGUGCUAGAGGGGGAUAACUAAAUCCAAACAAAAUCAUAAGGGAAAAAAUUGUUAUGAGGCUUGGUAAAACCUUGUUUUUGCCAAACCUAGAUGGUUCCAAAAUGUAUCCAUUAACUACAAGUUCUGAAUCUGAACUGGAUGAUACUAUGAUUUUAACAAAUAAUUGUUUCAUUGGUUGGCCACAAGGUGGUGCUGGAUUCCUAUGUUUAAAAACUGCUGUGGUCUCAAUUUAUUUAAAAUAUAUUUUUACAAAUAUUUAUUUUGUUUAUUUAAAUAAAAGUUUUUAAAACUGUAUCAUUAAUUGUAAGGGACCAUCAUUUAUUCUGAUUGUAUAGCACCUAGAACAGUGGGGUCCUGUUGUAUUGAUACUGAUUUUAAAGGCCUAAGGAGUUAAAGAUCUUUGUAAACUCUUUCACUGUCCAGCAUUAAACAGUGAUUGUUAGGCUCAGAGUUAUUUUUACAGAAACCUUGGAUUUACAUGGUUACUUGGCAGACACGCAAAAGCAUUCAUUCAGGUUGACAGUUUAUUGAUUUAACAAAAAAAAGAGAACAAGGAAUUAAAACAAACAUUUAUAUUGAAACUGUGGUUGAGUGAUUAUAUAAAACAAACUUAGUAAGACCCUAUCAGUCUCCCUUCUUUUAGAUUAGAAACAUCAUUAAUAAUCUUUGAUUUAAAGGAAAAAGUUCAUUUUACACUCAGUCCUGAUGUGUGAAGGGCAUUCACUUAUCCUGCUGUUAACAGACAGAUGCAAGGUAGCAUAGAAACAGGAUAAAAAAUAAAUGGGUGAAAUGCAUGUUUUGUUAUUUUUUGGAAGACUGGACAGCUGGUUCAUUACAAGUGGAUGCUUUAGCUGGCAAGUCAACCAUGACACCUGCUGCUUAGACCCUGGUUCAGGCUCUGGUCAUGGAUGUCAUCUGAUUGGAUUCUUUCUCCUUAACAAGGAAGGAUGAAUGCAGUAUAGUUGAUUUCAGAAUUCAAUGAAAAGCCCGAGAAUGAGAGGAGGAAAGAAGGGGGAUAGAAAGCAAUACAACAAGGAAAGGGGCAAUUAGAAACACACACACACACAGAGAGAGAGAGAGUGCGAGCCUUAAACAAGAACAAGGCUAGCUGGUUUUCCUCUUGAGAAGAACGUCCGUUACCCUCAUCUGCUCUUUCUGACUUGAAGCUGAGAUGAGUUGCAAUGCUGGGAAGUUGGGAGAUGAGCUGGGGAUGGUCGCUUUUUAAAACCCAGACCCUCGCGCCCCCGCCCCCAAAAGAGUAAUAGUGAAGGACACAUUUUAUCCUCAUUAUUUUGUACAACAAUUAAAUCUAUUUCUGUAAAGCCAAACUUGGCAUAGAUAACUUUUUUUCCCACCUUUUCUUGUUUACUAAAUAUCUCACCACAGUCCUUGACUUAUAUCAGUACGCCAUUUUUGUUUGGACUAAUUCAAUUUUUCUAUUUGGUUUUCUUGCACCAGUUAUGAGCCGUGGGAGCAAGGGGUAGGCUGGGUCUCCCGUGAUUACUAUUGGCAUUUGUAUGUCAUCAAUGGUUAUUUUGCUGUCCAGAAAUAAAGUCACGGAUUGCAGCUUUCUGAA
Mauremys mutica (yellowpond turtle) is the source of this 3128-nucleotide messenger RNA. It is a transcript of the gene DPH3, whose product is annotated as diphthamide biosynthesis 3. The transcript is spliced from 3 exons. The record is from RefSeq and is a predicted model, not a curated record. Bases 31 to 276 code for a protein of 81 amino acids. Gene Ontology annotation, biological process: protein histidyl modification to diphthamide. Lineage: Eukaryota; Metazoa; Chordata; Testudines; Geoemydidae. Gene Ontology annotation, molecular function: metal ion binding.